GAGGGAGGGGUCGGCCUGCGGGUAGCCAGAGGCUGGGGUGGCUGUGGAGCCUGUGGUGGGAGCGGGAUUGUGGGGCAGAGAAAAGGUGAGCCGAGCCGACGGAGGGGACGCGCUGCGGGUCGCCCCCAGUCUAUGGAGCGGGGUAAAAUGGCGGAGGCGGAGAGCCUGGAGACAGCGGCAGAGCACGAGCGGAUUCUGCGAGAGAUCGAGAGCACUGACACGGCCUGCAUCGGGCCCACGCUCAGGUCUGUUUAUGAUGGUGAAGAACAUGGACGUUUCAUGGAGAAGCUUGAAACUCGUAUCCGUAAUCACGACCGAGAAAUUGAGAAAAUGUGCAAUUUUCAUUACCAGGGCUUUGUGGACUCUAUAACUGAACUGCUGAAAGUAAGAGGAGAAGCCCAGAAACUCAAAAAUCAAGUGACGGAUACCAAUAGAAAACUACAACAUGAGGGAAAGGAACUGGUAAUAGCAAUGGAAGAGCUGAAGCAGUGUCGACUACAACAGAGAAAUAUUUCUGCCACUGUUGAUAAAUUAAUGCUGUGUCUUCCAGUCCUAGAGAUGUACAGCAAACUGAGGGACCAGAUGAAAACUAAAAGGCAUUACCCUGCACUGAAAACUCUGGAACAUCUAGAGCAUACCUACCUGCCUCAAGUAAGCCACUAUCGAUUCUGCAAGGUGAUGGUGGACAACAUCCCCAAGCUUCGGGAAGAAAUAAAAGAUGUUUCUAUGUCCGAUCUCAAAGACUUUCUGGAGAGCAUCCGCAAACAUUCAGACAAAAUUGGAGAGACUGCCAUGAAGCAAGCCCAGCAGCAAAGAAACCUGGAUAACAUCGUCUUGCAACAACCCAGAAUAGGUAGCAAGAGGAAAUCUAAGAAAGAUGCAUAUAUAAUCUUUGAUACAGAGAUAGAAAGCACUAGUCCCAAGUCUGAACAGGAUUCAGGAAUUCUGGAUGUUGAAGAUGAGGAAGAUGAUGAAGAGGUACCUGGGGCCCAAGAUUUGGUGGAUUUCUCUCCAGUUUAUCGAUGUCUACAUAUAUAUUCUGUCCUGGGUGCCCGGGAAACAUUUGAGAAUUACUACCGAAAACAGAGGCGAAAACAGGCUCGUUUGGUACUUCAACCUCCAUCUAACAUGCAUGAAACUUUAGAUGGCUACAGGAAGUAUUUUAAUCAAAUUGUAGGCUUUUUUGUGGUUGAAGAUCACAUUUUACAUACAACCCAGGGCUUAGUAAAUAGAGCCUACAUUGAUGAACUGUGGGAAAUGGCACUUUCAAAAACCAUCGCAGCACUCCGUACCCACUCGUCUUACUGUUCUGAUCCAAACCUUGUGUUAGAUUUGAAGAACCUCAUUGUGCUUUUUGCUGACACACUUCAGGUGUAUGGUUUCCCUGUAAAUCAGCUUUUUGACAUGCUGUUAGAAAUCAGAGACCAAUAUAGUGAAACUCUGCUAAAGAAGUGGGCAGGUAUUUUCAGAAACAUACUUGAUUCUGACAACUACAGUCCUAUACCAGUAACAAGUGAAGAGAUGUACAAAAAGGUGGUAGGACAAUUCCCAUUUCAAGAUAUAGAACUGGAAAAGCAACCAUUUCCAAAAAAGUUUCCUUUCUCUGAAUUUGUGCCAAAAGUUUACAACCAAAUUAAAGAAUUUAUCUACGCUUGUCUGAAGUUUUCAGAAGAUCUUCAUCUAAGCUCAACUGAAGUUGAUGACAUGAUUCGUAAAUCAACAAACCUGUUGCUAACCAGGACCCUGAGCAACUCUCUGCAGAAUGUCAUUAAAAGAAAGAAUAUUGGGCUUACUGAGCUUGUCCAGAUUAUUAUCAAUACAACACAUUUGGAGAAAUCCUGUAAGUACUUGGAAGAAUUUAUCACCAACAUCACUAAUGUGCUUCCAGAGACAGUUCACACUACCAAGCUCUAUGGCACCACAACUUUUAAGGAUGCUAGACAUGCAGCUGAAGAAGAGAUUUAUACCAACUUAAACCAGAAGAUUGAUCAGUUCCUACAGCUGGCAGACUAUGACUGGAUGACCGGAGAUUUGGGCAACAAAGCUAGUGAUUACCUGGUAGACCUCAUUGCCUUUCUUCGUAGCACCUUUGCUGUAUUCACACACCUUCCUGGAAAGGUGGCCCAGACAGCAUGUAUGUCAGCUUGCAAGCAUUUAGCCACAUCCUUGAUGCAACUUUUGCUGGAAGCUGAAGUGCGGCAACUCACCUUGGGAGCAUUACAGCAGUUCAACUUGGACGUCAGAGAAUGUGAACAGUUUGCCAGAUCCGGCCCGGUGCCUGGGUUCCAGGAGGACACGCUGCAGUUGGCCUUCAUCGACUUGAGACAAGUAUUAAAUGCCUUACAUCGGAGAGAAUUUCAGAGCACACUGCCCUCCCUGCCUUGGAUCUACAGGCAAACCUUUUCUGUAAAAGACUGGAUAGUGGAUAUUUUAAGCUUCCCAUGUCAUAUGCUUUUGGAUCUUUUCAUCCAGUGGGAUUGGUCAACCUACCUUGCUGACUAUGGUCAGCCCAACUGCAAGUACCUCCGGGUAAACCCAGUGACUGCUCUGACCCUGCUUGAGAAGAUAUCUAGAGAGAUGAAGGAUACUAGCCGCAAGAACAACAUGUUUGCACAGUUUCGGAAAAAUGAGCGAGACAAGCAGAAACUCAUUGACACUGUGGCCAAGCAGCUCCGAGGACUCAUCAGCAGCCACCACUCAUGAAGGGUGGCCCCGGACCCACAGAGGCAACCUGCUGCAGCCCCCUAGUCUGGGAUCCAGCCCCAGCUGACCCUGCAUUUGUGCAUUCUUCUUCAAAGAGAGCAUAUGUAUUUUUUUAUUAACCCCUGUGCAGUAUUCACAUAACAUUUCCCUAUAGUAAAAGAGGCACAAGAAUAAGCAAGUACAUGAGAUGUUGCUAGGCUGGGACUCAGGGGAAGUUAUUACUACACUAUCUGUGUUAUCUUAGAGAUGGUGGUAUCAUCAAUCCCACAGUGAUGAACCACCUUUCAUCCAUGGCUCUAAAGCUUAGGUCUGGGGCUUAGGAACCAUAAAAAGUGGGUAUCUGGUACUGGGAGGUAGAGCGAGUAAGCAAAAGGAUACUAAAAUAUGUCCUGUUCACUCUCGGAUGCCCAUUCACCGCAUAGAUGAGGCUGAUUGUUCUCAAUGCAAGGAAAGGGCCUGGCAAACAUUACUAUUUAGUACACUAAGGGCAGCUCUGGAGGGUCAUCUCCUCAGUCUACUUACUUUCACUGGCUUGUGAACAAGCAUGGCAUAUGGCAAGAUGACAGCUUCAUUACGAUCCGCCAAGAAUGGCAGUUUCUUUAGCCUGAUCUAACCCGAGGCUUUUAUUGCAAAUUUUCCUGGGGCAGGAUACAGCUAAGUACAGAGCGGUAAUAAUUGGAUCCCAUGUUUAACUGCAUAUUGCCCCAACUCUAGGAGUGUUGAGUCUCAACUCGAAGAGUUUUUCUGGAUCUUGAAAGCCAGUUUUCAUGGAAUCAGAGACCCAAUCCCUUCCCUGUUCAUCUCAUUUCCUUCAUUCACAGUCAGAGCACUUGGUUCAGAACAUAAAUCAACAGUUAUUUCCGUAGGCCUUCACAGGGUGUUUCAGACUUAGCCUUCUCCAGUAAUGCCAUUGAAAUAGUUCAGAUUUCAGAAGCCUAAAAAUGGCCCUUACCUUACCCUUAGGUGAAACCUGAGGAUUAGUUGGGAUUGUUCCUUUAUGUUUUAAAACCAGCUUUUUGGCUAUCAUCUUUAAGGAAAUGUCACCAGCUCUGCACUGUGGGGGCAGCCAUGACUGGACUGGAUGCCUCUAGGGAUGGAGACAUUAUUACCAUAAAAUUGACAGAGCCAACCGUGGCUUGUGGCUUGUUGCCUCUGGCCCAACUGUCCUUCACUAAAUAAUAUCCUAGAUAUUAUUUUGUUGCUCAAGCCCAAGGUUCCCAUCCUCUUUUGAGAUCCCCAAAGCCAUCUUUGGCUUUGUCUGAGAAAGAUUGCCUAUAAUCCUGUCCUCCAAACUCUAAAGCCUGGAGCAGCUUAGCUUGGAGGCUGCACUCAUUGUCCCAGAUGGACUCCUGAGACUUAAUGCAAGGGCUUUGCUAUGAGGUCAGUCGGGGGAAACUGUACUUUAAGACACUUCAGAAAGAUGCUACUGGCAAGUAGCAGAAAGAUGGCUACUGGCAAGAGUAUAAUUGUGCAUCACCAAUGACAAAUAAGCCACAGAGACAUUUCCAGCUUGGAUUGGUGGGAGGAGAGACUCAUCAAACAGAAUUCUUCACUACCCUUGUCAGCUACUGAGUUGCUUCUGGGGAGGGAAGUACUUCCUUCCCCCUCCCCAACCCCCCCCUACCUCACCAUAUCCUAUCAUAUCCUGAUAGUCAUGGGGAAGAGGAUGUGCACACAGACAUAUAAACUUCCUCAAAGCUGGAGAGACCAGGCUACAUGUGAGCUCACAGACGCCUCUGAGGCUCAUCCUGAGGGCUGGGUGGUUGGCCAGGGUUUCAGGAUGAGGGUAAGGGAUGAGCACUGCCACCCAGAACUUGAUAAGCCAAGAGAAGGCAGGAGCCAAAAUGGCAUCGCCAAGCUCUCAUCUUUGUUGAAACAAGUGAGAAACGAUUAUAUUAAUCUGAAGUUCUAUUGCUUGAGAAGAGUUCAAAACACUUUUCUUUGCUAGUACCCAGUUUGCAGCAAGAUCUCUUCAGCUUUAAGUGCUGAGAGACUUUGAAGUGGAAAUGGAGAGAUGUGUAAGCAUGCCACAGUGUUUGUCUUUUUAGAGGAUCAUCAUUGCUGGUCUGGUCUCAAACCUCUGCCUUGGAAGAACUGUGCUAUAGAGGAAAAGGUGAACAAGGUGGAGGAAUAGGGGUUAUUCUGCACAGAAGUCCCAUGAAAGAAAAAGCUUAUUCGAGCUCAAGAUAUAAAGAUGGACCCUUUGAUAUAUCUUCUCUCCAUUCUUAGUCUGCCUUCACCUUAUCUAACAAAAAGCAACAUGCAGCUACUGAGUUGUAUCUAGAGACAUACUCUUGGUAGGCCAGGGAAGGUAAAAACAGGGACCAGCAAUGUCAAGUUUUUGAAGUAGAAAAGUGGGAUGUUUUUAGUUUUGUCUAUAACCUGUAGCUGGGCGAACCCUUGAGAGGACUUGUGCAAAGCAUAUGUGCCCAGACCCAUCAGACUCCUCAGAUAUGGCCUCAAAUUCCUAGAGAUGUAGAAGUACCAUGGAGGGCCUCAAUAAGAGGGCAAGCACACAGAUGGCUAGAAGCCUAUAUGGCUUCUGGUCAGGAUGAACCCUUGGCCAAGUUCUUGGGGAAACCAGGUCUAUAUUCUUGAAGGGACAGUCCAGUUUGGGACUGUAUUAGGUUUCAGUAGUAAUAGAGGCUGCUUGCAUCAUUUUAACAUUCAUAGGGAAAAUCUCUUUGAGCAGGCUAUAAAUGAAGCUGUUGCAGGUAGGGAGGAACAGGACCUGAAAAUGGGAACCAGGAAGUGAGAUCCUGUUGGCAAAGGGAAGGUACAGCUUCCAGGGUGCAUUGCCCAGUGUUCUCAUUGCAUACCAGUCCUCCAAGUCAGUCUAGCCUUACUGUACACUUGGCAAGUGCUUACUCAGCAAGUCCCAGACCCACGGCCUUUUAUCUCCCAAGAUUGGCUUUGGCCAUGACCUUCCUCAUGAGGCCUCUGAGCACACUCUCUAGGAACUGCUACAGAAAUUCCCCUACCUUAGCCUCCCUUCUCCCAGGACUCCUCUCUUGACUGCAAUUGCCUCUUCUUCUUCUUCUUUUUUUUUGCCUGCAUUCACAAUUACUUUUCACAAAGGUGUUGGAAAUGGCGUUUUUAUUUUGCAGAUAGUUGCACACUUAUAGAGAAAAUUAGGAAAGUCCAUUUUUAACUCUAAAGGGAACUUUUUUCUCUCAAACUUACUUGUAAAGCUACUGAUACAGAUGGGAAAGCUCCUCUGUGAAAAGAGCAUGUUUAUUCCUCUUGUACAUUUUCCUCUUUUAACUGCUAUUAAACAAGAAAGCCUACAUACCUGUUUCAAAAGCCA
This is a messenger RNA of Nomascus leucogenys (northern white-cheeked gibbon), 6010 nucleotides long. It is a transcript of the gene EXOC6B, whose product is annotated as exocyst complex component 6B. The coding region runs from base 133 to 2703 and encodes 856 amino acids. NCBI's taxonomy places the organism in Eukaryota, Metazoa, Chordata, Mammalia, Primates, Hylobatidae. The transcript is spliced from 24 exons. Gene Ontology annotation, cellular component: exocyst; membrane. The record is from RefSeq and is a predicted model, not a curated record. Gene Ontology annotation, biological process: intracellular protein transport; Golgi to plasma membrane transport; exocytosis.